Molecule: messenger RNA, 6203 nt
Organism: Balaenoptera musculus (blue whale)
Lineage: Eukaryota; Metazoa; Chordata; Mammalia; Artiodactyla; Balaenopteridae
Product: zinc finger protein 252-like
Exons: 4
Coding region: 1663-4335 (890 amino acids)
Biological process (GO): negative regulation of transcription by RNA polymerase II
Cellular component (GO): nucleus
Molecular function (GO): RNA polymerase II cis-regulatory region sequence-specific DNA binding; DNA-binding transcription repressor activity, RNA polymerase II-specific
Source: RefSeq, a predicted model, not a curated record
CGGAAACCCGCGCAGGGGUGGGGUCCGGGCUACCCUGGCGCGGAGGCGGGGCGGCGGGCAAGAGCCAGGCCUCACGGAGGAGGCGAAGUUUGGGCGCGGUCAGGGGAUGCACCGAACCUGUGCUUUUUGUCGGCUGAGAGGAUAUUUUUCACUUAUCAGGGGUAGGUUCCGUGAAAGGAUGAAGUCGCGAAGGCUGUGCAGCGAAGGGACGUUGGUGCACAUCCCGGCGCUGAACAAUCCCAGGGCUCAUUCAUUCGCUCGGUGGGCGCCCACUACACACUGCCUUGAUAUACUUCUACAGUCUUCCUGGGUAAUUGGAAAUUUCAUCAUCUCAGGUGUUUGGGCCAAACAUCUUGGUGUUUCAUCCCACAUCUAAUUUGUCAACAAAUCCUAUUGACUGUACCUUUGAAAGGCAUCUGCAAUCUGACUACUUAUCACCUGCUACCACCACUGCUCCAAGACACUAUCGUCUCUAGCUGUGUUAUUGCUGGGACCUUCCAGUUGGUUUUCCUGCUUCUACCCUUACACCCUCCUCCCUGCCCCCUAGUCCAUUUUCAAAGCAGCAGCUGGAGCAGCCGCACGUCAAGUCAUAUCACUCUGCCCAGACCUUCCAGAUGCUCCCAAUCUCAUUCAGAGUAAAAGCCUAAGUCCUAUAGCCCACAAGUUACCCCACCCCCCUCUGUCUUGCCCUCCCCUACUCUGCUUCAGCCCCUCUGGCCUCCUUGCCCUUCCUUGAACACGUCAAGUGUGCUUGCACCUUGCAGCCUUUGCACUUGUGCCUCCCCCUGCCCAGGAUGUAUCUCCCCUGAUAUCUACUUAGUGCCUGCCCUCACUCCAUCCAUAUCUGUUUUGAUGUUACUUUAUCAGAGGUGCCUUCCCUGGCUGCCUUUCGUAAAAGAUCUCUUCCCAACAGUUGCUGCCCUCGUGCUGCUUAUUGUUUCUAUUCCUUAUCCCCUGACACAAGCAUUAUGUCUGUCAACCUCCCUACGGCUGUGCACUGCUGUAGAGUAGGAGCUUGUUCUCCUCGGCUGUUUGCCCACUGCCCAGGAUUCUCCUAGGUGGGCCUGAGAUGCAGACCGUCGUCUCCCCUGGUCAGGUGCACUGCCGGGGACCUGGCUUUCACGUGUGGCCUUGUUAUGCUGUCGUAUUAUGGGCUGCUGGGGAGGCUUCAUGGGAGGCAAGGGAAUAUGUAGUCUCAGGCCACUGGGUGCUGGGACCAUUGUUCCUUCCUGGGGAUUUCAGGUAGCCUACAACUGGGUCUCUGCUGCCACAGACCUCUUGAGGUACAGGCCCGGAAGUCUCAACGUUGCCAUGGGGAGCAGAAGGCGGGUCAGGCUCCAUCGCACUCUUCCAUUUUGCUGCAGCUCGGCCUGCCUCCUCGGGACAAGCUUGGAGACCCAGUGAUGGCCCACAAGCAGCUGCUUCCUGGGCCCCAGGUGAGUGGUCUUCGUGGAGACGCCUCUGUGUGGCCUCAGCCCUUUCCUGGCUGGAGUCUCCACGGUUCCCUCUGAGGCACUGGUCUCAGGGUAGAUGGCUCCCUGUCUUCAUUGAUGUCCUCAACCCUCGGGUUCAAGUCCCUGAAAUGCACUCUGGACUGUAUCAUCUCACCCCUGGCCUGGGCACAGAGGAGGACAAGGGAUGGGCAGGUAAACACGAGUCAGAAUGGUGUCUGCCUCAAAGAGCCUGCUCUUGUGGGGAAGGCAGUCUGGUGCAUGUGCUCAGAGGGGUUUUGCCCAUCCUGAGCCUAGUGCCUCCCUACCCCCAGGCCUGUCCUGGGGUUGCAACAAGAUCUUGUCAUUCCAGGUCUUGGUUUCCUUCGAGGAAGUGGCCGUGCUCCUUUCCCAAGAGGAGUGGGGCCGUCUGAGCCCUGCUCAGAAGGGGCUCUACAGGGAUGUGAUGCUGGAAACCUAUGGGAACCUGGUCUCGCUGGGACUUCAAGAUUCCAAACCUGAUGUCAUCUCCAAGCUGGAGCAGGGGAAAGAGCCAUGGACCCCACGCUCACCAAGAAUUGAGGGGAGCUGGAUCUGGAGACGCAGGCGUGCAGGUUAUGACUCUAGGAAGGAAAAAAAAGAAUUGACUCCAAAGCAGGAAAUUUCUGAAGAAAUGGAAUCCCAGAGAACAAAAUUAGAAGAGCAUGUAAGGAAUAUUUCCAAGGAAUCUGAUUUUGAAGAGAUGACUAAAACUGAGGGAAAGCUAAAGAAUUGCUGGGGGAAAUAUGCAGUGGAGGGACUUAAGAAGGAUUUCCCCCAGAAGAGUAAUUUCAGGCCAGUGACAGUGACACAUGUGAAAACCCCCUUGGGGGAAAGAGGUCCGAAAUUCAGUGCAGCUGAGGUAAGUUGCGCUGCAGACACAAGUUCUGUCAGAAACUGCAGGCUGUCUUCAGGGAAAAGUCUCCACCAGAGUGUGUCACGUGUAGAAAACUUCCAAACAAGUAUGGACCUCACUAACCUCCAAAGUUUCUGUGUAGGAGAACAAGGCUGUCAGGCAGAUGUGUUUGUGAAAGUGCCCAGGCAGAGUUCAGUUUUCAGUGAGAACCAGAGGAUUAAGAGUCCAGAAAAAACCUUUGAAAAGUGUGCUGUGUGUGGAAUAGCUUUUGGUCAGAGCAGAGCUCUCAUUCAGCACCGGAGAAUUCACAGUGGAGAGAAGCCCUGCGGGUGUGAGGAACGUUGCAGAGCUUCCCAUGCCCAUCCCUACGCCAUGCAGCACUGUAACACUUACACUGGAGAAAGACCCUGUGAGGCUAACGGAUGUGAGAAAGCUCUUAGCACAUGUCCGUCUUACAUUCAGCAUUGUGAAGUUCACACUGGGGCGAAGCCCCACGAGUGCAGUCAGUGUGGAAAAGCCUUUGGUCAUAGCUCUAACCUGAUCCAUCAUCAGAGAGUGCAUAGUGCAGAGAAGCCAUACGUGUGUGUGGAAUGUGGGAAAGCCUUCCGGAGACAGUCACACCUCUCUCAGCAUAAGAGAACCCAUUCUGGAGAGAAACCCCAUGACUGUGCUGAGUGCGGCAAAGCCUUCAGCGCACGAUUAUCUCUCAUUCAACAUCAGAGAACUCACACAGGAGAAAAACCCUAUGAGUGUAACGAAUGUGGAAAAUUCUUUAGCCUGAACCGAACCCUUAUUGUUCAUCAGAGAAUCCACACUGGAGAGAAACCCUAUAGAUGUAAUGAAUGUGGAAAAUCCUUCAGUCAGCGCUCACAAGUUAUUCAACAUAAGAGGGUUCACACUGGAGAGAAGCCUUAUAUCUGCAAUGAGUGUGGGAAAUCCUUCAGUGCUCACCUGUCCCUCAUUCAGCAUCAGAGAAUUCACACUGGAGAGAAACCUUAUGGGUGUAAUGAGUGUGGGAAAACCUUCAGUCAAAAAGGACACCUUAUUCAGCAUCAGCGAAUUCACACUGGAGAGAAGCCCUAUGAGUGUAAUGAGUGUGGAAAAGCUUUCAGCCAGAGUUUUAAUCUCAUUCACCAUCAAAGGACACACAAUGGCGAGAGGCCCUACGGGUGUAAUGAGUGUGACAAAGCCUUCAGUGUUCUCUCCUCACUUGUCCAGCAUCAGAGAGUGCACAAUGGAGAGAAACCCUACGAGUGCCACAGCUGUGGGAAGGCCUUUAGUCAGGGCUCACACCUAAUCCAGCACCAGAGGAGUCACACUGGAGACAAACCCUACGAGUGUAGCGAGUGUGGGAAAACCUUUGGACAGAUAUCCACCCUAAUUAAGCAUGAGAGGACACACAAUGGGGAGAAGCCCUAUGAGUGCGGCGACUGUGGGAAAGCUUUCAGGCAGAGCGCACACCUCAUCCGCCAUCGAAGAAUUCACACUGGGGAGAGCCCUUUCACGUGUAGUGACUGUGGGAAGGCCUUCAACGUCCGCUCCUCCCUCAUUCAGCAUCUCAGGGUUCACACCGGCGAGAAGCCUUACGAGUGCAGUGAGUGUGGCAAGGCCUUCAGCCAGCAUUCACAGUUUACUCAGCAUCAGAGGGUUCACACUGGAGAGAAACCCUACAUGUGCAGUGAAUGUGAGAAAUCAUUCAGUGCACGCUUGUCCCUUAUCCAACACCAGAGAAUUCACACUGGAGAGAAGCCCUAUAAAUGCACUGAAUGUCAAAAAUCCUUCCGACAAAGCUCUCACCUCAUUCGACAUCAGAGAAUCCACAGUGGAGAGCGACCUUACAUGUGUAGUAGAUGUGGGAAAACUUACAACCAGAGAAUAUCUCUUAUUAGUCAUGAGAAAGUUCACAGACUCCAUGGUGGAGAGCAAGCCCGUCGGUGUGACGAGUGUGGGGAGCUCUUUGGCGCACAGGCAGCAUUCAUGCAGCACCGGAAGGUUCACAGUGGAGAGUGACUCACUCUGAUACGUUCUUCACAGUUUUACAGCAGGAGAGUUCUACUGAUAAGAAAGCUCACUUUAUGACUUUCCUUUUGGAAAUUCAGCUCUUAAGGAAUUAAACUAUCUCCCAAUGUGCUGCUCACUGAAGGCAGGCUGCUGAAUUAUGUGGUAAAUAUUCCAAGGUAACAUGCCUUCCCUCAGACCCAGAGGAUGGCUCUCUGCUUGAGUGUUUUAAAUGAAUGCAACUUAAAUAUACUUUCCUAGAUCAUGUUUUUAUAGCACCAGACCUUAGUGUACAGUUAGGUGUUUCCUUUGGCCCCUGCCUUUCUUUUCUUUCCUCUUCAUCAUCUAUUUCAGCUUCAGGAAAAGUAACUGGGAUCCUUGGACUUAGGAGUGUGAUGGAACUGGGUUGGGGUUUUCUUAUUUGUUUGUUUGUAGGGCCUUUUCAAAAUGUUUUUGUUCUAUUGUGAGGGAUAUGAUACCUUUAAUUUCAAAGGGGUUGUCCCUUUUCAGGAUCCGGUAAUCCACAGAGGUAAGAAGGCAUAUGAGUAUAAGCAGAGUUUGUUAUGGAAUGAGGUGAGGCUUGUGUGUAUAUUCAAACUGUUGAGAUCGUGCUAGGAAUUCAAGUGACUCAUGUAAACUGAGGUUUCCUACAGGGUAAUUUGAAAACAAAAAACCCCAUGAAUUGGAGGGGUGGAAUAGGCAUAAAGUAGACACAGGCUGGCUUGGGACCCAGGACGCAGCUUACAGAUUCUGUUGGUAUAUUCUGGAUCCACUUCUGAGGGAGAGGAGGUGAGUGGUUGGAGCUGUUCCCUUUCACUGGGCGGCCUCGCACUGAGCAGACUCUGGUGAGAAGGGCAGGUCCUCCUGCUGCCAGAGGACAGGACUCCAGGUGAGGCAGGGACACGGCAUUAAGCACCUUUUCGUGGGUAGGUUAUCGCGCAGGCUGUUGGUCAACCUUGGACCCCUGUCUGCAUGCUGUAAACAUGCUUUUGUCCCUCCCAGGAGCUGUAUUAGUCAGUGGUGUCUCAGUGCCCGUGGUCCUCCCACCUAAUGCCUUGAGGUGAUGCUAAACAUCCUGGGAGCUGAUUUCCUGAGCACAGUCUUCAGAGUGGCUGCCCCUGGUUCAUCACGUGUGGUUCACUCCAGUGUCCUCAGAACCCCAUUCUCCAGAAGUUUCUAUGGCACUUCCUUCUGUUUUUGUGGAGGAAAGAUUAGCAUCAAAAUGGACUGAAAAAGGGUUAUAAAUAUGAGAGAUUCAGCAGAAGGAAUCUGUGAGAGACAGUUCUAGAAACAAAUCUGGCAAUUGAAAGUGGCUGUUGAGAGUCUGAUGAGAAGCUGGUACCGUGUGUGAACCCUUGAGAAGGGACUAACAGGAUCUGGCAUGGGCUAUAGUGGGAUGGCGCUUUAUGAAUAAGGCAGGGUAAGAAUGGAGUGAAAGAGGAGCAGUGAAUUGCUUAAUAGCUGGACAUUCUAUUCCUUUAUAGUAUCCUUUUCAGUAAUAAGUUUAUUCCUAUUUUCCUGCUUUAUUAAAGAAACUUUCUCUUAGAAGUUAACUGACCUUUUCUCCUUAUGUUGACUUGACCUAUGGCUCAGGCCUUAUUUUCCAGGCUCUUGUCUAUAUAGCAGUAGCAUUGGUCUUUACUCGUUUUAGAAUUUUGAGGAGCUGAUUGAAAAAUCUGCCUCUUAAUGAUACUUCUCCUAAGCACACUUCACUACAAAUAGCUUUGACAUUUUUUAAAACUGGAAUUAAUACACUGUGAUAAUAAUGGUUAUCACGUGCUAAACAAAAAUUCUGAUUGAGUCAUCAAACCUUUACCUUUUUACCUUAGUAUGUGCGAGGCACUGUGAUGAAUGCUUCUCCUGGGUUUUCUCAUUUAAUC